CCCCGGGCCCCGCCGCUGUCCGGGAUGCGGGGCUGGACCCCCGGGACCGGCAUCGCUGUGUGGGGACACCGUGCCGUGCGCCGCCGCCGGGGCCCACUCAUCACCGGCCAGUCAUGGGGUGUUGACUCUGCGCAUUCCUCACCAGCCGAGCCCGCCGCUCGUAACGCGGGGCUGACGCUGCUGUCGCACUCUGGGGCCGCUCUGCUGGGCUCCAGCUGCUGAUAAAUUCGGGGACUUUGAGGAGGUGGAAGAGGUGACCCUGGGUGACCGGCACCGCUUGGGAACGGAGGUGUGGAUUAUUGCCGGUCCUGACUUGAGGAUAAAAGCGUCAAGGUCUGCCCAGGUCUCAGCUCUCCGCAGUCAGCUCCAGGAUUCACCCUGAGCGCACCAGCACCAUGGCAUCAGCAUGGUCCUGCUGGGUCCUCCUGCUACUCCUGCCUGCCCUGACCCACGCUGGGGGACCAGGUCCUGUCCUCGUGAACCGCCCCUUUGUCACCAUCUGGAACAUCCCCACCCAGCGCUGUGCUGAGAAGUACAAUGUCACCCUCAACCUGGAGGUCUUUGAUGUGCUGGCCAAUGACCAGCAGUCCUUCACUGGGCAGGACAUCACCCUCUUCUACAGCGACAAGUUGGGUCUUUUACCCUACUACACACCUGGGGGGGUGCCAGUGAAUGGGGGUCUCCCCCAAAAUGCCAGCCUGGAGACUCACAUCCGCCAGGCCACCCAGGACAUCAAGGUGACCCUGCCCAGCCCUGACUGUGGUGCGCUGGCUGUCAUCGACUGGGAGAAGUGGCGCCCACUGUGGAUCCGCAACUGGGACUCCAUGGAGAUCUACCAGCAGAAGUCAGAGGAGCUGGUGCAGCAGCAGCACCCACAGUGGCCUCCCAAGGAAGUGGAGGAGAUGGCCAAGCAGCAGUUUGAGAAGACUGCCUGCGAUUUCAUGAACAAGACCCUGUGGCUGGGCAGGAGCCUCCGUCCCAGUGCCUACUGGGGCUUCUAUGGUUUCCCUGACUGCUACAACAAUCACUUUGAUAGCCUGCCCUACAAUGGGACGUGCCCAGAUGUGGAGCAGCAGAGGAACAGGAAUCUGUCCUGGCUCUGGAGGAGCAGCCGGGCACUCUACCCCAGCAUCUACCUGCCCUUCUCCCUCAAUGGCACCAACAAGGUGCUCACCUACGUGCGGCACCGCGUGGCCGAGGCUUUCGCUGUCCAGCGUGGAAUCCUUGACAGUGGCAUCCCCGUCCUGCCCUACUCCCAGAUCGCCUUCGAGUAUACUCUGGACUUCCUUUCCCAGGAGGACCUGAUGAACACCAUCGGGGAGAGUGCAGCUCAGGGUGCUGCUGGCAUCAUCCUCUGGGGCAGCCUGGACUACAGCACCUCCAAGGAGGUGUGCCAGAGGCUGAAGGAGUACGUGGAGGGGCCCCUGGGUCACUACAUCGUCAAUGUGACGGCCAGUGCUGAUCUGUGCAGCCAGACCCUGUGCUCCGGCCAUGGCCGCUGCGUGCGCCAGGACAACCAGCAGGGCUGGCUCCACCUCGACCCCUCCCGCUUCACCAUCGACCUGCGUGCUGGCAAGCCCUGGCUGCUGGCUCAGAGCCUGGAGCCUGGGGAGGAUAUUUCCAAACUGGCCAGGGAGUUCAGCUGCCAGUGCUAUGACAAGUGGCAGGGACCCCGCUGUGACACCCAGGGUUUUGCCAAGUGAGCCCCCAUGCAGUCCUCCCACUCUGGGGACACACUGGGCAGACAGGGUGACACUGUCUCAGCACCCGUGCCAUGGGACUGAGAACCUGAUUGUGAGGCUCUUAAUAAAACCAGAAAGCACCAGCGUC
This is a messenger RNA of Parus major (Great Tit), 1830 nucleotides long. It is a transcript of the gene HYAL1, whose product is annotated as hyaluronidase 1. Gene Ontology annotation, molecular function: hyalurononglucosaminidase activity. The coding region runs from base 396 to 1703 and encodes 435 amino acids. Gene Ontology annotation, biological process: hyaluronan catabolic process; carbohydrate metabolic process. The transcript is spliced from 4 exons. The record is from RefSeq and is a predicted model, not a curated record. NCBI's taxonomy places the organism in Eukaryota, Metazoa, Chordata, Aves, Passeriformes, Paridae.